AUGAGCAGGUGGGAUCUUGGGGCCAUUGAAGAACUACCAAGCUAUAUGAGAAUCAUGUUCCGGAUUGUGUUAGAAACUGUGGAAGAAAUUGAUAAAGAAAUGAUGGCUCGAGGAAAAUCCGAUACUAUGCAACCGACUAUAGAUGAGAGUAAAUCUUUGGUGAUAUCGUAUCUAGCUAUAUCAAAAUGGGCACGCGCAGGUCACGUGCCAAGCUUCGAUGAGUACAUGGAGGUUGGGCUAGUCACAGCCGGAAUGGAUGACUUGGCAGCCUACGGCUACAUAGCCAUGGACGAUUGUGAUGAGAAGCAAUUGAAAGAGUGGUUCUACUCCAAACCCAAAAUCUUCCAAGCUCUGAGUGCUUAUUUUCGUCUAAUAAAUGACAUAGUCUCCUUCGAAGUUGAGAUGAGCAGAGGAGAGGUGGCGAAUGGUGUAAAUUGUUACAUGCAACAACACGGUGUUACCCAAAAGGAAGCCGUAGAAAAGAUGAGCAAGAUGGCCCAGGAGAGUUAUAAGAUAAUGAUGGAUGAGUUCAUGAUGUCGGCCACUACGAUGCCACGUCGACAGAUUGUGGUGCGAGUCAUUAACAUUGCACGUGUCAUCGCUGUGUAUUACAGGGAGGGUGAUGGAUUCAAAUAUCCCCAUGGGAAGCUCAAAGACCGUCUUACCGCUUUGUUCCUCCAGCCAAUACCUCUUUAA
Microthlaspi erraticum is the source of this 696-nucleotide messenger RNA. Lineage: Eukaryota; Viridiplantae; Streptophyta; Magnoliopsida; Brassicales; Brassicaceae. The record is from the annotation of a GenBank genome assembly.